AUGCCGUUACACUAUAUCAUCAGCCAAAAGAACCGUAAACAACUUAUGGUGAAAGGAUACAUCUAUAAUUUUGAACGUGCUAGUGCUGAGAAAAGUAUUUGGAAAUGUGUAGAGUAUUUUACUUGUAAGUGCAAAGGGCGAAUUCACACUCAAGAUGAUAAUAUCAUUCUUGAAAAAUCUCACGGGCAUCCUCCAAAUGCUGGCAAAAUUACAGCGAAAGAGAUUAUGAGUUCAAUUAAAGAGCGUGCGGUAACAACGCAAGAAUCGACACAUUCUUUAGCAGCAGUUGGUACAAUUGGUCUUCCUUGUGCUGUUUCGGGGCAUAUACCACCAGUGGAAAAUAUUAAAAAAAUUAUCAGAUAUGCUCGACACGGAGAAAUGCCAUUGCAUAAUCCUAGAUGUCUUGAAGAAUUAGUAAUCCCAGAACAGUUUUCAAAAACACUAAAAGAAGAGAAAUUUUUGCUGUAUGACAGUGGAGUGCAGACAGACAGAAUUCUAAUUUUUUCGACCCUCAGAAAUCUGGACUUCAUGGCUGAAUGUCCGAACUGGUUUGCUGAUGGAACUUUUAAAGCAACACCACCGCUUUUCAGUCAGAUUUAUACAAUCCAUGGUGUUAAAUAUGAUAAUGUGAUACCUUCAGUGUAUGUAUUAAUGCCAAACAAACGCGAAGAAACAUACAAUAGAGUGUUUACGGUGAUAAAAUCUUUGAAACCGAAUCUGCAGCCCAAAACUGUAAUGACUGAUUUUGAAAAGGCUGCCAUAAAUGCCUUUAAAAAUUCCUUUCCGAAUAUCAUUCAGAGAGGAUGUUUUUUUCAUUUAAGUCAGUGUGUGUAUAGAAAGAUUCAGUCUGCAGGUUUGCAAAGUAAAUAUGAAACUGAUCCGAAUUUCGUUUUGGAAAUCUCUCAACUUGCAGCUUUGGCUUUCGUUCCUACUUCAGAUGUCAUUGAAGCAUUUGAACAAUUAAUAUCAUCUACUUAUUUUGUAAAUAAUAUGAACAUCAUUCAGCCAAUCAUAAAUUAUUUUGAAGACACAUGGAUUGGUAGAUUUACUCGUCGUGGACAACGUCGCAGACCAGUGUUUGACAUCUCUCUUUGGAACUGUUAUGAUGCUGUAAAAGAUAAAGUUCCAAGGACAAAUAAUGCGGUUGAAGGAUGGCAUCGCAGAUUCAACGAACUUAUGAACGGAUGCCAUCCAACAAUCUGGAAAUUUAUUGAUUGCUUAAAAAAGGAACAAAAUUUAAAUUCUAUAAAAAUUGAACAAUACAUUGCAGGUCACCAUCCACCAGUAAGUAGAAAAGUUUACAGAGAUACAUCUCUCAGAAUUCAAAAGAUUGUAAAUGAUUAUAAUGAUCGGCCUAUUUUAGACUAUUUAAGGGGAAUAGCCUACAAUUUUCAACUGCAGGUGUAA
Molecule: messenger RNA, 1407 nt
Organism: Stegodyphus dumicola
Lineage: Eukaryota; Metazoa; Arthropoda; Arachnida; Araneae; Eresidae
Source: RefSeq, a predicted model, not a curated record